Molecule: messenger RNA, 2161 nt
Organism: Sceloporus undulatus (fence lizard)
Lineage: Eukaryota; Metazoa; Chordata; Lepidosauria; Squamata; Phrynosomatidae
Gene: CPNE6
Product: copine 6
Exons: 17
Coding region: 178-1821 (547 amino acids)
Biological process (GO): cellular response to calcium ion
Cellular component (GO): plasma membrane
Molecular function (GO): calcium-dependent phospholipid binding
Source: RefSeq, a predicted model, not a curated record
GCCUAUAGGGGACAGCAGGAGGAAGGGAGGAGGAAGCCAAAAAAGAAAGAGAGAAAGAGAGACUCAAGGACUUCCAGCUUGGAGGGGAAGGAGUCACCCAGGAGGAAAGAAGGGAAGAAGGAGAAAGAGAGAGAGAGAGAGAUUGGAUCCCUUGCACUCUUCCAUCCAGGCGGCGCCAUGUCCGAAGGGGUUGAUUCUCAGCCGGUGGCCCUAGGAGCAUCCCGCGUGGAGCUCCGGGUUUCCUGUUGGAGCCUCCCGGAGCGCGAAAGUGCUAUCAGGCCGGACCCCUGCCUGGUGGUCCAGCUGCUCAGCGAUGGACAGUGGAAUGAGGUUGGUCGCUCUGAAAUCCUCCGUGGAUCCAAGAACCCCGUCUUUGCUCAUGUCUUUGCCCUGGACUAUUUCUUUGAAGAGAUGCAGACCUUGCGAUUUGAAGUUUUUGAUGCUGACGGAGAGGAUUCGGAGAAUGUGGAAUUUGACGAUAGCAGCUGCCUCGGGGGAAUUGAAUGUAGUUUGGGUCAGAUUGUCUCCCAGACCAAGGUCACCAAAAAUCUGGUGCUGACAAAUGAAGACAUUGCAGAGGACUCAACAAUCACGAUCGAGGCUGUGGAGGUGUCCAGAACAAACGAAUUUGUACAACUACAGUUCCAUGGGGAAGAACUAGAUGACAAGGAUUUCUUCAGCAAAUCUGACCCCUUCCUGGAAAUAUACAAGAUCAAUGCAAAUGAGACAGGGCACCUGGUUUGGAGGACAGAGGUAGUGAAGAACAACCUGAGUCCCCAGUGGGAACCAUUCCGUGUCUCCUUGCAAUCUUUGUGCAGCUGUGAUCCUGACAAGACCAUCAGGUGUGUCAUUUAUGAUCACGACUCGAGUGGAAAACAUGACUACAUUGGUGAGUUCAGCACCAACUUCCAGGAAAUGCUGCAAGCCUCCACAGGAGAUGAGGUGAAAUGGGAAUGCAUUAAUCAUAAAUAUCAAGAAAAAAAGAAGCACUACAAGAACUCCGGGUACAUUGUUCUCACUCAGUGCAAGAUGGAGAAAGUUCACACAUUCCUGGAUUACAUUAUGGGCGGUUUACAAAUCUCCUUUACGGUGGCCAUUGACUUUACAGCCUCCAACGGAGACCCCCGGAGCGAACACUCCCUUCACUUCAUCAACCCCAAGGAACCCAACGAAUACCUGAAAGCAUUGUCCUCGGUGGGAGAGAUCUGCCAAGACUAUGACAGCGACAAGCGGUUCCCCGCCUUUGGCUUUGGAGCGCGGAUCCCUCCAGACUUCGAGGUGUCACACGAUUUUGCUGUCAAUUUCGACCCUGAGAAUCCAGAAUGUGAAAGGAUUGCUGGAGUGAUUGAGGCUUACAAGCGUUGCCUGCCCCAAAUCCAGCUCUAUGGUCCAACCAACGUUGCCCCCAUCAUUAACAAAGUGGCAGCCCCUGCAGCCGAGGAAGAAAAAACAGGGAUGCCUACGAAAUACCGCGUCCUGUUGAUCCUCACGGAUGGCGUGGUGAGUGACAUGCCAGAGGCGUGCGAUGCCGUGGUCCGGGCCUCCCGCCUGCCACUCUCCAUCAUCAUUGUGGGUAUUGGGAAUGCUGACUUUUCCGACAUGCGGGAACUCAAUGGGGACCGCGGGAUGCUGGAGUCAGACGAAGGAAGGGCUGUUCGUGACAUCGUCCAGUUUGUACCAGUCCGGGAAUUCAAGAAGGCUCCCCCCAAUGCACUCGCCAAGUAUGUUUUGGCUGAAGUCCCCAAACAGGUGGUGGAGUAUUACGGGAGCAAAGGCAUUGCCCCUGCGACGCAGAGGUCUUCCUCCCCCCAGCCCCAGUGAGACCCACAUGCACCUUCCCCCGUGGGCAUGGUUUGUCCAGCACCUUAAUGUGCCUGUUUCUCUUUCCCCACACCUAUGUCUUCCAGCCCUUAAUCCCUUAGGACCUGUCCUCUGCCUUUUCUGGUGGGGAAAAGAGAGAGAAAGGAGAGAGGAAAAACAAGAGAGCACUUCGUCUUUGGCCUCCAGGCCUUCACCCGCGACUCAGGACGGCAGCUGGAACUGCACUCCAUCCAGAUGUUCCCAGCUGUUCCCCAUCUCCCCCUCCCGGCCCUCACGGAUCCUCACCCCAGAUAAGCCUGCAUUGAUGGUGAUGCCCAUUUCCUUCAAUAAACCAUCUCUC